GUUAAACAUUAACAGUUAAUCCAGUUACAUGUUUAGGUCUUGUGGGGUUUAUGAUUAAAAAAGAAAAACAGCAGCAUUACUAACAGCAGUAAAGUCCCAACUGCAGCUGCUUAUUGAUAGAAGAAGACAGCUGGUGGAACAACAUAUUGCUUUUUCGAGAUGAGCAAGGUCAUGGGGAUUCAUCACAUCGUGAUUCUGCUACUGGUCCUGUGUGCCUCACUGUCCACGUAUGGUCAAACAGAAGAAGUAAAGGAGCGCUAUAAGAAAUUCCUCAGGCAGCAUGUGUUUGGAGCCAUGAAUGUGCAGAGAUGUGACAGUGAGAUGCGUACGAGACGCAUCACGGGAUCCCCAAAUGACAACAGCUGCAAAGAAGUCAACACUUUCAUACUAGCAAAUAACCACCAAGUUAGAGCAGUUUGUACCGGAGGAGGUACUCGACUCCCUGAAAACAGAGAUUUGUAUAUGAGCAACAAGCCAUUUCCUGUAGUUACAUGUUCAUUAAUCAGUGGGGAGAGACACCCCAAAUGUGAAUACAGAGGACACAAGUCCACUCGAAAGAUUGUUGUGGGGUGUGCAGGCGACUGGCCAACGCAUUAUGAUGAAGGGGUCAUUGUAUAGAUGUCAUCCCAGGCAGCACAUGUUAGGAGAAAAUUGUUAGCUUAAAUGCAAUGUAAGUCGCUUUGGAUAAAAGCGUCUGCUAAAUGCAUAAAUGUAAUUUUUAAUUUUAAUUUAAGUUGAACUUAUAGCUUCCUGUUAAUUAAUGUUCCUUUUAAUAAUUGUUAAUUUUCAACAAUGUUAUUCAUUUUACUGAUAAUAAUUUCUAGACAUUAAUGUUGAAAUAGCUUAUACAUUGAACAGUAAUGUAGCCUAUAUGAACUAAGCUAAAUAAUUUUUUGACAUAAUUUGUUGAAUUUAUGUUAUAGUAAAACAAAACUUUUAGCUAUUUUUUUCUGAGAAGCAUAUGCAGUAAUAAAAAUGGUUUGAUGUUUUUUUCUGCUUUUGUAAAACAGCACACAUUUUUGUUUUAUGAAUGAAAUACAAUAAAAUAAAAUGUUGUCUUUGA
Carassius gibelio (silver crucian carp) is the source of this 1063-nucleotide messenger RNA. RefSeq names its product ribonuclease like 3 (gene rnasel3). The transcript has 3 exons. Gene Ontology annotation, molecular function: nucleic acid binding; RNA nuclease activity. Gene Ontology annotation, biological process: angiogenesis; defense response to Gram-negative bacterium; defense response to Gram-positive bacterium. Bases 160 to 618 code for a protein of 152 amino acids. NCBI's taxonomy places the organism in Eukaryota, Metazoa, Chordata, Actinopteri, Cypriniformes, Cyprinidae. The record is from RefSeq and is a predicted model, not a curated record.